Cantharellus anzutake is the source of this 961-nucleotide messenger RNA. RefSeq lists its product as uncharacterized. NCBI's taxonomy places the organism in Eukaryota, Fungi, Basidiomycota, Agaricomycetes, Cantharellales, Hydnaceae. The transcript has a single exon. The record is from RefSeq and is a predicted model, not a curated record. The coding region runs from base 127 to 582 and encodes 151 amino acids.
CAGAAAGCAACGGAGAGGGAAAUCAUCCUGCAACAGACGCGGCUCUAUUUGAAUUUGUCAGGGGUCGUCUUUAAGCCCUCACGCGGGGCGACGACUUCCCUAGACUCAAUCAUAGUUCAGUCCAUCAUGUUCAAUCUUUCCACCAAACCCAAGGGCACUCAUUGGGGUGAGAAUCAAUCUCACCUCCUUCCCGAUAUGCAUAAGUUUAGAACGAGCGGAGGGAAGAGGAACCCUCCUUGGACACCAUGUCUGUUCCUGGCUAGCAUCCAACGACGCAGGAAAGACUCACUUGUUACCCAUCCCCUUAAUCCACCAGCACUCGCCCGUGGUAUCAGUAAAAUCCUUUUUAUGAUGAGCACAUGCGCUAAACUUCCCAGCCAAGCCAAAAGAAGCUCUAGCUCCUUAAUUGGUACGGUCUCCCUUGAACGUUCAGAAAUGAUAGGCUGCACCUCUUUACGGCCUAGUUCCGAAAUAACUGCAUGCAGCUUGGACACUGAACGCCCAGCAAGCUGGAGCCUGGACGUUGGGUUCAGAUAUUUUCCCAAGGCGGCCUUUGUGACCCAACAUCGCAGAGCCUGUUGAGAACUCAAAUUGUCGCAGGCUCAAUGGAUCGACUAAAGACCCGGGCUGUUACCCUGAUAACGAUGAUAAAAUCUUCACAGCUCAUCCCGUCACCCGUGCGUUGAUCAUGGUCGCAGCAGACGGCCGCGAUUUGAGGCUUAAACUGGAGGGAAAAUGAGGUUGGAAACGACCAGUCAGGAUUGGGUUUUUGUGGCCUUAACCCCUGUCAAGCCGAUCGAAUUGAGAUCGGCCACAAAAUGACAGGAUCCUCGGCCAAGCUCGGGCAGAACCCUCCGAAGUAUGAUUCUGACCAAAGGUGUGCCUGCGCAGGUUAGACAUUUUCGGAGAAGGAUACGCACAAUCUGGUCGUUCCUAACCUGCUGACUGCUUCAGCACGAAA